This is a messenger RNA of Cladophialophora bantiana CBS 173.52, 717 nucleotides long. RefSeq lists its product as uncharacterized. The record is from RefSeq and is a predicted model, not a curated record. The transcript has 3 exons. Bases 1 to 717 code for a protein of 238 amino acids. Gene Ontology annotation, molecular function: ubiquitin conjugating enzyme activity. Gene Ontology annotation, cellular component: nucleus. Lineage: Eukaryota; Fungi; Ascomycota; Eurotiomycetes; Chaetothyriales; Herpotrichiellaceae. Gene Ontology annotation, biological process: ubiquitin-dependent protein catabolic process; protein polyubiquitination.
AUGGACUUCGACCCGACAAUAGCCCAUGAUCGUGAUGUUGUUGGAGGUCUUUUCGCCCCGCAACAGACAAAUGUAGCCAGGGAUUCUAGGAGUUCAACAACCAAAGGCAUCACUUCACCAGUGUCAGGUGCCGUGGAUUAUACUCUUUGGACCAGCUCAAUUUUCGACACACAGAACUCGAUUCCUAGACAGAGACUACGGCAGCUGACUGUGAGGCUGAUGUGGACAUUCCAGAAUCGCAACAGCCCCCAAGCCCAGCAGCACAGACAAAAACUUGCCUCCGAGUGCGCCCGUCUCCACACACCGAUAUCUGGACCGGCAGAUUCGGCGCCGAUCAAAAACCGCCCUGAAUUUUUCAAUAAAUUUGAACUUGCAACAGAAAGAUCCGCCUUACGGGGCGAGUUGUGGAUCGAUAGGGACGAUAUAUUCCACUGGCAAGCCUCCGUUUUGGGCCAUUCGGAUUCAGACUAUGCGGGCGGAGUCUUUUUCCUCGAUAUUCGAUUUCCACAGGAUUACCCCUGGAAGCCCCCGAGAAUUAAAUUCGCGGCCAAUAUAUUCCACACCAAUGUCAACGAGUUUAGCGGCAUCUCACUUGAUAUUCUGCGCGACGCCUGGAGCCCAGGCCUUUCCGUAGCAAAAUGUUUACUGACCAUCUGUUGCACGAUGCAAGAUCCCUAUGCACCUCCAGGAUCCUGGUUUCCAGGCGCCCAGCUCUAA